This is a messenger RNA of Fragaria vesca subsp. vesca, 1457 nucleotides long. RefSeq names its product adiponectin receptor protein 1-like. NCBI's taxonomy places the organism in Eukaryota, Viridiplantae, Streptophyta, Magnoliopsida, Rosales, Rosaceae. The record is from RefSeq and is a predicted model, not a curated record. Gene Ontology annotation, molecular function: signaling receptor activity. The coding region runs from base 90 to 1166 and encodes 358 amino acids. Gene Ontology annotation, cellular component: membrane. Gene Ontology annotation, biological process: response to hormone. The transcript has 4 exons.
GACGAAAUUAGAGAGAGAGAGAGAGAGCAGGAAGAGCUAGGGUCCAGAUCUGCCGGAGGACCAAGAAUCAGAGGCGUUUUCCGGCAGCGAUGUGCAAGCACGGGAAGAGUAGUAGCGGGAAGCAGCAGCAGCAGCAGCAGAGUGGGAAUUACAAAAAGGAAAAGAAGAAGACGACGAUGCUGGUAAAGUUUCAGGACCUGCCACAGUAUAUGAAGGACAACGAGUACAUAUUGGACUAUUACCGCUGCGAAUGGCCGUUAAAGGAUGUAAUCUUCAGUGUCUUCGCUUGGCACAACGAGACCCUCAACAUCUGGACGCAUUUGUUGGGGUUCUUGAUAUUCGUGGGACUAACGGUGAUGAGCUGGAGAGACCAGGGAGCUCUGCUCGGGAAUUUCUCGAGCAGGGAUGGGGUUUCUGGGCCGUUGAUGAUGAUGACCAUGAUGAUGAAGAUGAACCAGCUUAAUGUCUCCGACAGUGUUUUCGCUCAGAAUUCACAUUUGAAGGAAAUGUCACAGUCAUCAUUCAUUCAUGCUAGCAAGGAAGAUGAUUUUAGCACAAUUCCAAGCUGGCCUUGGUUUGUGUUCCUAACUGGUGCUAUGGGCUGCUUAGUCUGCAGCUCCCUAUCCCACCUCCUUGCUUGUCACUCCAAACGCUUCAACUUUUUCUUUUGGCGUCUCGACUAUGCGGGCAUUUCCCUUAUGAUUGUUUGCUCCUUCUUUGCUCCCAUAUACUAUACCUUCCACUGCCAUCCAUACUCUCGCUUCUUCUAUCUUUCUUCCAUAUCCGUUCUCGGUGUCCUUGUCAUCAUUACACUCCUCUCGCGGAGUCUCUCCACACCCCGUUUCCGGACAUUCAGGGCCACACUCUUCCUCUGCAUGGGUUUCUCAGGUGUCAUUCCUGCUGUUCACGCCCUUGUUAUCCAUUGGGACCAUAAACCCAUAAUUGUUGCUCUAGGGUAUGAACUUGCUAUGGCUGUUUUUUAUGCCACGGGAGCUGGGUUCUAUGUUAGUAGGAUACCCGAACGCUGGAAACCCGGUAAAUUUGAUAUAGCAGGACACAGCCAUCAGAUCUUCCAUGUGUUUGUUGUGUUAGGUGCACUUGCACACAGUGCUGCCACACUAGCUGUCAUGGAUUUUCGCCGGGAAUCACCAACCUGUGUAUAUUAGGCAUUCCAUUCACAAGCUUUGCUAGACAUCACAUCAGUGAGGAAUCAAAUUUCUAUGUACCGCACCAAGUUUUGUAUUGCCUUUGUUGUUUAGCUUGGCCUCGGAAACUCCAUCCGAAGGAAAAGCCUGCAAUUUGGUUGAAAUAGAUGGAGUUCAUGUUGUUGUACUACAGGUGAUAUCAUUCCAUAUCACCAGUGAUUUUAUUUCAGUAUAUUAUUGGCUCUGUUAUAGUGUAUUCUGAAGAAGUCCCCCUCCAAUGCAAGUAGUUUGUGUUGCAAACCACAUGAGUAA